This is a messenger RNA of Bombus pascuorum, 781 nucleotides long. RefSeq names its product triple functional domain protein-like. NCBI's taxonomy places the organism in Eukaryota, Metazoa, Arthropoda, Insecta, Hymenoptera, Apidae. The record is from RefSeq and is a predicted model, not a curated record. The coding region runs from base 239 to 691 and encodes 150 amino acids. The transcript is spliced from 5 exons.
AGCCGCAGUAAAAACGAGUUAAUUGUGGGUGUAGGAAGGCGCGUGUCGCAAAUUAAUUUUCUGCUCGUUGUUAUUUCAGCCGACGUAUCUCACCCUGACGAGGCUUCAGCUUCACAUUGACUAUGCUCAGCUGGCGUACGAACUGGGUGGCAACAAGCCGUACGACCACGCGGACUGGAUCCAGAAACGCGUGAAAGUGGAAGACUACACUAAAGAUGCAGCCGAUCUUGUUACAAAAAUGACUGACCUACACCAAAGACUGAUGAUCACUUUGGAUGGAUUUCGGAUGUCAGAAUCGGAUGAUGAUUUGGAAUCCUACUCGAGGAUGAGCAACGAUUUAACAUCUCACGCGCAACAUGUUCUUCAGUCAGGCAGAAAUUUAGUCAGUUCGAUGAGCAGAGAAUCUACGAAGGACACUUUGGACACCUCGAUAAAAAUUUACGAGCUUAUCGAUUCCAUCGAAUUGAAACAGCUGGACAUCGAAAACUCCUGGUCAGAAAUGGAAAGAAAUUUGGACACAGCCAGGGUAAUCGGUGACCUCGAGAAGGGCGUGUCGCGUGUUACAGAUUGGAUCCUGGGACCAGCGGAUGCUAUGUUGAAUUCUUGUUGUCAAGUCGGAUUCGACGUCUCCUCCUCGGAGGAACUUCGUAGACGACACGAAGAACUCGAAUUAGAAUGCAGGAAACUUUAGAGUGCGAGUUGGUAAAGGAAGGUGAAAAAUUGUCAGACAUUUUGUCAAUGCCCGUGAAGGAUGCGCUAGGUCGAGACGUGCACGUUGACU